Molecule: messenger RNA, 1080 nt
Organism: Aspergillus terreus NIH2624
Lineage: Eukaryota; Fungi; Ascomycota; Eurotiomycetes; Eurotiales; Aspergillaceae
Product: D-serine ammonia-lyase DSD1
Exons: 2
Coding region: 1-1080 (359 amino acids)
Biological process (GO): D-serine catabolic process
Molecular function (GO): D-serine ammonia-lyase activity
Source: RefSeq, a predicted model, not a curated record
AUGCCAGCUGUCUGCACGCACCAUGAAUUUCUCCCUCCAGUCACACCAGUCCUUCAUUGGGCGUCCGGCGAAGGACCUCCCAACACCGUCUCUCGUGCUCAGCAACCGGUGCUCGAGCGCAAUACGCAGCAGCUCCUCCAAGAUGUGCGGGACCUCGGCAUCCACUUCCGUGCGCACGUCAAGACCCUCAAGUGUCUCUAUGGCCUACCCAUAUACCCCAGCGCUCUUCCCACUCUAGUCGAUCUCUCUAAAUUCGUCAAGAUCGUUCUCAUGAUCGACAAUGAACAGCAUAUCGAUCUCGAAGACUACGCCAAGUCGGCUGGAUACACAAAACCCUGGUCUGUCUUCAUCAAGGUGGAUGUGGGCUCACACCGCGCCGGUCUCGAGAACUCCUCUCCCUCGCUCCAGAGACUGGUCCAGCGUGCCGAAGCCUCCCACGCUACAAGCGUAUACGGCUUCUACUGUCACGCGGGACAUUCGUAUGCGUGUCGCACGCCUGAAGCUGCAGCAGACGUGCUCCAGAUGGAAGUAGAAGGCGUCGUGCGCGCAUCGACAUAUCUCGAUCUCUCUGGUGAUCGCAAGGUGAUCGUCUCGGUUGGGUCGACGCCGACAGCGCACGUGGUGAACACUUUGAAGAAGACGCUGCCGCCGAACGUCGAGCUGGAACUGCACGCUGGCUGUUACCCGGCGAACGACCUGCAGCAGUUGUGCACGGGUCUAGUCAGCGAACAGCAGCAGGCGGUUCGUAUCGUGGCCGAGGUGUGCAGUGUAUAUCCUGAGCGCAAUGAGGCACUCAUUAAUGCCGGUACAGUGGCGCUGUCGAAAGAGACGAGCGAUUUCCCAGGGUAUGCGCGGGUGACAGAUCGUCCGCGGUGGUCAGUCGUCCGCAUGGCGCAGGAGCAUGGCAUUCUGGGUUUGACGAGUGGUGAGGAGAGAGUUGAGGAGGCGUUCAGAGUUGGCCAGAGGGUGUAUUUGUAUAUCCAGCAUGCUUGUAUUACAUCGGCGCAACAUCAUGUAUACUAUGUCGUGGAUGAGAAGGAUGUUGUGCGCGAGGCGUGGGCUCCCUGGAAGGGGUGGUGA